Messenger RNA from Ixodes scapularis (black-legged tick), 4384 nucleotides. Its product is annotated as phospholipid-transporting ATPase ABCA3-like. Gene Ontology annotation, molecular function: ATP binding; ATP hydrolysis activity; lipid carrier activity. Gene Ontology annotation, cellular component: intracellular membrane-bounded organelle; membrane. NCBI's taxonomy places the organism in Eukaryota, Metazoa, Arthropoda, Arachnida, Ixodida, Ixodidae. The record is from RefSeq and is a predicted model, not a curated record. Gene Ontology annotation, biological process: lipid transport; transmembrane transport.
CAUCGUGUGCGCCAAGAUGGCGUUCUUCAGGCAACUUCGCGUCAUCCUCUGGAAGAACAUUGUGGUGUACUCCUUCAAGAGGCACUACUUCCUCACGUUUUUCACCAUGUUCAUCCCCCUGGCGCUCUCGGCCGUCCUCGUCUACCUGCGGAGCCUUGGAGUGUCGGGUUCGACCCAACCGAUCGUCCGGAUGAACGCAACAGUGUACCCAGAGUUUGCACCCAGCAUCACCGCCUACGGUUUUCCCAAGUUAGUCGUCUAUGCACCGGACACGGUGUAUGUGAAAGAGAUUAUGCAAGCCAUUUUUCCUGGCUCAAAGGGAUUCCCGUCAGAAGCUGCGAUGGACAUCUACAUCGCAAACGCCACCCUAACAUCCGAUUCCGGAACGCAACUGGCAGUCAUCUUUGGCAAGGCUCCAGAAGACGGUUCGGUGCCGAGGGACCUGUUUUACAUGGUGCGCUUCAACAACACCGACUUCAACUUCCACACGGGCGACCGAUAUCCCGAAUCGAAAAAUCCCGGGCCCCGGGACGAUUCCGCUGACUUGUACAGACAAAUACUUCUGGGCCUUCAAGACAAGAUAUUUGGAAAGCACGUCGACCUGCUCAUCAAAGACCGGAAGCUUACAAACAAGCCUCCGAAGAUCAUGAUGAAACGGUUUCCGUAUCCCGAAUACAACAACGACUCCGAGUACGGCACCUUGUUGCGCCUGAUCGCCAUGUUUGUCGUGUACGGCUAUCUUGUGUUUUCGCCCAUCUACGUGAGGAGGGUCAUCACGGAAAAGUCCAGCCGUGUCCGGGAGCUGAUGCGCAUGAUGGGACUGACCGACUGGGUCUAUUGGAUCGGCACGUUUGCCAGCGGCUUUCUCGUGAUGGCCGUGACGUCGGUCGUCAGCCUUGUGCUGUUCAAGAUCAAGGUGGCGCCCUUGGCUGCGGUGUUGCUGUACAGCGACUUCUCCCUCCUUCUCUUCAUCAUGCUGCUCUACGCCACGGGAGCCAUACUGUUCCUGUUGCUGUUCACCGUGCUCUUCAACAACGCGGUGGUCGGCGUCAUCUUCUCCACCGUGGGCUGGGUGCUGAGCUUUACCCUGCCGACGACGCUCCUGGACCCACCGGAUAAGGACAGCUACAUGGGCAUCGGCCGCUCUAUGAAACUGACCACCUCCCUCCUCCCCAACACUGGACUCUACUGGUGCUACAGGCUCAUUUCGUUCUUCGAAGGACAGGGGAUCGGUGCCUCUUGGACCAAUAUAAAUAGUCAGGCGGUGCCCGCCGACAAUGUCACCCUCCUGGAAAUUGUGCUGGUCAUGAUCGGCUCUGUCUUCAUCUACGGCCUGCUGUUGUGGUACCUAGACAAUGUGUGGCCCUACCAGUAUGGCAUUCCGAAGCACCCCCUGUACUUCCUGCAGAAAUCGUAUUGGUACUCGUCUACCGACUACGACAGCGGCAACGAUAUGGAAGCCGUGGAUAAUGCUCCGCCCGACGUCUUUGAGGCGCCUCCGCAAAACGUUGAUACCGCCAUUUCCUUGUCGCACGUCACCAAGAGGUUCCGUGGCGCCAACAAGAAGGCAGUGGACAACCUUUCCCUCAAGAUCUACGACAGGCAAAUCACCGUCCUGCUCGGCCAUAACGGCGCAGGGAAAACGACAACCAUGAACAUGAUUACUGGCAUGUUUCCACCAACGGAAGGACGGGUGAACAUCAGGGGCUACAACAUCCUGAGUCAGACAAAGAAAGCCCGCGAAAACUUCGGCCUGUGUCCUCAGCACAACGUCCUCUUUGACGAGAUGACUGUAGAAGAGCACCUCUACUUCUUUUACAGUCUGAAGAACAGUCCCGAAAUUGCCUGGAAGGAAAACAUUGACAAAAUCUUGUCGAAUCUUGAGCUAUCCGACAAGCGACGGGCGCUCGCCAAGGGCCUUUCUGGAGGCAUGAAGCGGAAGCUCUCUCUGGGGAACUCCAUGAUUGGAGGUUCUAAGAUCCUCAUUUUGGACGAGCCGACGGCGGGGAUGGAUCUGCAAGCCCGCCGUGCGGUCUGGACGCUUCUCCAGGAGCUCAGGCGGGAGAAAACAAUCCUCUUGACGACGCACUACAUGGAGGAGGCGGACGCGCUGGGAGACAGAAUCGCGUUUGUGGCCGGAGGGAAGCUGCAGUGCUGCGGAUCGCCCAUCUUCCUAAAAAAGAAAUUUGAAACGGGGUACCGCAUGCGGAUAGCCAAGGCGGAUCCCUGCGACCUCGAGGCCUUGACCCAGCGGAUCACGGGUAUGGUCGUGUCCAGCCACAUGACCUCGGACAUCGGGCACGAGGUUGUCUACAACCUCGGUUUCCCUCCGGCCUCGGACGUGAUUCCCCUCUUGAAGUCCCUCGAACAAGACAAGGACUCGCUCGGCAUUGCGAGUCUCGGGAUCUCAGUCACAACGAUGGAAGACGUCUUCAUCAGGGUUGGAGAGCUGGCAGACAUGAGUUUGGACAACAGUAGCACUGCGUCGUCGAUGAACAAAGGCGAAAUGAUCAAUGACGACGCUUACCCACGGGUCCAGCGCGUCCGCGGACGCCUGCCCCUCCUCCUCCAACAAAGCGCCGCGCUCUUAGCCAAGCGCGCCAAUGCCACCCGCCGCCAGUACUUCCUCCCCAUCCUCACCAUCCUCAUCCCCAUCGCCCUCUUCGUCGUCUACGCGCUCAUGGACAUCAAAGACAAGAAGCUAAGCGACUCGAGCUCGUCUCGGAUUGUUUACGACCUCGGGCCGUUCGCCGGCUCAACGGUAGGCUUUGUGGACUUGGCCGAGCCGGUGGUGCGGCCGCUCACGACGUCCUACGAGCGCGCGAUGGCGGCGCAGAAGGUCGAGGUGAAAGAAAAUGUGGGUGAUCCGAACGAGUUCCUUCUGGACGUUGCGAGGAAGAGCUUGUCGGAGUACGAGGGCAAGUACCUGGUCGGCGGAAGCGUGGAGGGCGUCGCGAAGCUGGUAGCGUGGUACAACGGGGAGCCACUUCAUUUGGGUGCCAUGUCCCUGAACCUGGCGCACACGGCGGCGCUGAGGUACGUGACCGGGGAGGACGACGCCGUGGUCUCGGUCACCAAUUGGCCGCUGCCGGGGAAGCUGAGCUACCAGCUCUUUGCUGGCGAGUACGAGCAGACGUCUCGGAUCCUCUGCUCGGUGUUUGUGCCGACCGCGCUGGCGUUCCUGUCGUCCUCUUUCGUGCUGUUUCCGACGCACGAGCGCGUCACCAAGGCCAAGUUGCUGCAGCUGAUGGCCGGCGUUCCCGGCGUCCUCUUCUGGGGCACCACCUUUCUCUGGGACUUCCUCAUCUUUGCCAUCUGCAGCACUGCGAUCAUGGUGCCGCUCCUCGCCAUCAACCCCAACGGCAUCUUCCUGUCGAGCGCCGAGGUUGCAGGGGCCACCUACUUCCUGUUGCUUCUGUACGGCUGGGCAGCCAUUCCCUUCAGUUACCUCUUCUCGUACGUGAAGAAGACGCCGUCGGCCGGCUACGCCCUAUUGACCACGAUCAACGUCAUUACGGGCGUGAUGCUGAGCAUCGUGAUAUCCGUGGUCUUCUUCCUGGGCAAGCUGAAGGUGUUUGGCAUCGACGAAGAGGUUCUGGCCAAGUCCAUGUGGGCCCUGAGGCUGGUACCGGGGUUCUCGGUCGCCUGGGGAUUCGCCAACAUCCACGAGAUCGGCGGAGACGUCCGCAAGUGCUCCCAGAUCCCGGAGGCCAUGCGCGUGGACCGCUGCCCUAUGGCGGCGGUGUUCAACAUCGAAGUCUGCUGUCAACUUAACGCUUUAAGCGGUGGCAACCGGAGGAAGCUAUCCAUAGCAAUGGCGCUCAUCGGCAAUCCCCCCGUGGUGUUCCUGGACGAGCCCACGGCAGGGGUGGAUCCUGCGGCGAGGAGGAAGAUCUGGCAGGGCCUAGACAGGCAGAAACUGAUGGGCGCCGCGGUCAUUCUCACCAGUCACAGCAUGGAGGAGUGUGAGGCACUCUGCCAGCGGAUAUCCAUCAUGGUGAACGGGUCGUUCCGCUGCAUGGGGUCCACCCAGCACCUUAAGUCCAAGUUUGGCCAAGGGUUCACGGUGCUGGUGAAGCUGCGUCACGACCAGGCCGUCACUGCCACUACGUCGGCCGUUGCAGACGUUUGUAACGCCAUGGAGGAUGCUUUCGGCGGCUGCUGUCAACUACGAGACUCUCACCAGACGCUGCUGCAUUUCCACGUGACAGACCUGAGCAUCAAGUGGAGCGACCUCUUCGAGACCAUGGAGGAAAUGAAGCAGCGUCUCCGGUUUGAAGACUACAUCGUCAGCGACACGACACUGGAACAAAUUUUCCUGGCCUUUGCGCGGGCGCAGCGUGACGCAGAAGACACCUCCGACACAAUGCGCGUCAGUGCCUGA